GAGCUGAUGAGUGAAGACGAGGUGGCCAUGGUGCAAAAACAGCAAAUCGAGAAGGAGAGGCGCCUUCGAGAGGAAGCCAGAAUGCUUGACAGCGAGAGACGGGAGCUGGAGGAAGCUCGCCUACGGAACGAGGCGGUGUUAGCAAAAAUCCGGAAAGCUGAAAAGAACCAAGGCGCGAUACCAAAGAAAAGUGAUAUUCCCGAAGAACCACCCGCAGAGAUGGAGGUGCCAAGUGUCGCCGUUGCCAGUGAAUCUGUCAGUUACACCCUUAAUGAAGCGGUAAAGAUGGUGCCCGCUUUCAACGGCUCCCCACCGACCUUAUUAACAUUUACACUUAAGCUUAUUAUUGGACAUUUGAGUGGGCACACAGCUGCCGCCGUGGAGGACGAAGAAAUCGACACCGUCGCUGAGCUGUGCAACAUCCUAAGGGACAUUUUCGGACCACAACGCACCGUCGACUACUACCGCGGUGAACUAACCAGUAUCUACAUGAAGAACGGUGAGCACGUUCUAGAUUUUAUAACCCGGGUGAAAGACUUGCGUGAUGCGAUCCUCGACUGCGACCGAGGCACGCCUAAUAUCGAUGAAAUUAACAAUUUCGCGAAAAGCUGUUUUAUUGAUGGGUUGAUGUCACCCAUGCGCUUAGAAGUGAAAGUGGUCGCGGCCGAACCUUUAAAGUGCGUAUUUAGAGAAGCCAUCUCGGUGUUCAAGAGACUAGAACUAGAAAAGUCGAGACAGGGCCGUACCGAAGUGCGCCGCGUGAAUUUUGAACAGCGUGACGGAGCCCCUGACUGGCGAUCAAAUAGAAACUUUAGAGAGAACGAAUCUCCGCGUCGCGUUGAUUUCGGAAGGCGUGAUCAAAACCCAGAAUGGCGCGAACGCCGUUUGAGCAGUCCGCCGCGUCGCGACUCGUGGAAAUCAACAUCGCCCGUCCCGUGUGGCGCCGAAACACUUGCUGAUCUGACAAGGCAUCUUCCUUAUAAGCUGACUUAA
Messenger RNA from Megachile rotundata (alfalfa leafcutting bee), 993 nucleotides. RefSeq lists its product as uncharacterized. Lineage: Eukaryota; Metazoa; Arthropoda; Insecta; Hymenoptera; Megachilidae. The record is from RefSeq and is a predicted model, not a curated record.